This is a messenger RNA of Drosophila santomea, 1217 nucleotides long. RefSeq lists its product as uncharacterized. The transcript has 4 exons. NCBI's taxonomy places the organism in Eukaryota, Metazoa, Arthropoda, Insecta, Diptera, Drosophilidae. The record is from RefSeq and is a predicted model, not a curated record. Bases 1 to 936 code for a protein of 311 amino acids.
AUGUUUCCCCCACAUUUGAAGCAGUUAUAUGCCAGUUCACUGAUGGUUAGCCUGGCCAUCCUGCUGCUCCUGCAGCCCGUGGAUGCACGUUGGACUCGCAGACCCAGGCGCACCACCACGCCCAGGAGCAGCACCACCGGCAGAACCACCGCCAGUCCGGAUCGCCACCAGCAUGUGCACCACUGGCCGCCACUGGUGGCACCACCUCAACCACAGCCACAACCACAGCCACAACAAGUAGUUGUGGUGCAGCCACCCACUCACACUAGUGAGACUAGUCCGCGUCUCAUCGAUAGCUUCGAUUCGAGAUCACUGGAUGGGCAGUACGAGUUCAGAUAUCAGCUGGAUAAUGGCAACACACGAUAUGAGCGCGCCUACUGGCUGCCCGUGGGCAAGGAUGUCGUUCUGGCCAAGAAGGGUUACUACUCGGUGCCACUGCCCAAUGACAAGUACUCCACGGUGUUCUACACCGCCGAUCAUCGUGGCUACCACGUGGACAGGCAGACAUUAUCCGCAGAGCAGCCGCUGUUGCCGCGCAGCUUAGAAGUGCCCGGCGUGGAGAGGGUUGUGGACUCCGGAAUAGCCACGGUUACGGGUAUGGGUAUGGGUACGGGUACGGAUUCGGGUACGGGGACUAAGCGAAAUUCAAUAAGCGACCCGGAGCGUAACGAGCUGCCUGUGGAAGUGGAUGCGGAUGCGGAUGAGGACGUAGAUGAGGAUGUGGAUGUGGAUGUGGAUGUGGACGCAAGUGACGCUGCCACCGAGCUGGUUCCUAACGCUGUAAAGCAAGUCGAAACCGAAACCGAACCAUCAACUUUGGCCAACGACAUUUUGGCAACUGAAACACCAGCCGACAGCCACGAUGAUGAUCACGAUGACGAUGGCGAUGGUGAUGAGGAUGAGGAUGUUGAUGAUGAUGAAGGCGCCUCAAACUGAAAGCCCGAACAUUAGAGGACAUUUCGGCAUACAGGAGGAUGGAGAUGGAGAUUGGGAUUGGGAUGGAGAUGGAGACUGGCAGGGGAACUGGCACACACUUGGCUGACUCGCAGCUCGCUCUACUUGCUGCAAAUCAAAUUGAAAACAAUUGUUGCAGUCACCAGUCCGACACAGUUGAGUUGGCCAGCAGUCACCAUGUAUCCCAUGGAGCAGGAGCAGUAGGAGUGGAGCAGUAGGAGCAGUAGGAGCAGGAGCAGUCAAGUCGACUCCACUUAACUCCA